Messenger RNA from Sphenostylis stenocarpa, 2361 nucleotides. Lineage: Eukaryota; Viridiplantae; Streptophyta; Magnoliopsida; Fabales; Fabaceae. The record is from the annotation of a GenBank genome assembly.
AUGGAACAAGAAGCACAUCCAUGGGCAGUGCAUCCUCAUGAAGAAGAAGAAGAAGAAGAAAUGAUGGAAGAUGGUGCUUUGAUAAGAAAGCAAUCUGUGUCACAUAGCAAGGGUGGUCUUAUUUCAGAAGAAGUAACAAUCUCCUCCUCCUCCUCCUCCUCCUCUUCUUCUUCUUCUAGUAGCAGUGGCAGUGAGCAUGAUGAUGGAAUUUGUUCAGUGGUCACAGCCCCAGAUAGAUCUCCUGAUCAGAAAGAUGGAGAAGCUUCAGAGAUAGGAAAUGGUUGUGAAAAUUGCUACCAUGUCAAUGGUGAUAAAGCACAUUGUGAAGCUGUUGGGCUUGCACAAGUAGCAGAAUUUGCUGGAGAACCAACAAAUGGAGAGGCCAUAAGUGGUUUUAAUAUGUCACAGAAUAUGAACAGUGUUUAUUUUGAUAAGCAACAAGAUGAUGAAGUUAAUGGACUUAAUGGAGUUCAAAAUGGUGAUGCUUCUGGAUCUGUUCAUCCAAAAAGUCUUGGUGGGAGAGAAUUUGAUGUUCAAACAGAUCUGUCAGUGAUUCAAACUAGUCUUUGCAGUGAAAACAAAAGUCAGUUUAUGAAAACUGUGGACAACAAGCUCCCUUCCAUCCCAGAACUAUCCCAUAUACAUAAUUCAUCUGACAUACAAGCUAUGGCUGUUACGAAUAUUCAUGAAGAAACUAGUGCAAAGGAAGCUCCUAACUUGAUAAAAGAGAUUGAUCAGCCACUUGAAGAAUUUGAUGUCGAGGCAGUAUUAGAUAAACAAGAGACACAUGACUUGUUCUGUCCUAACUGUCAUUCUUGCAUUACUAAAAGGGUAAUCCUCAGAAAAAGAAAAAGGAACGGUAAAAGAGUAGAUAGCAAAGCCAAGCGUGAUAAGUUGGAGAAGAUUCAUAGUUUAGACAACAAAGCUGAGCAUGAUAAGUUGGAGACUAUAGGUAGCUCAGGGCUGUCAGAUAGUCCUGAACAUCCCAAAUCCAACCGAGGUGAUAAUGCAAAUGUAAGAUCUGAACCUGAUGUUGUUAGUCCAGAGCCACCUGCUGAUGAUAAUCAGCCUCAUGAAGAACCAGAAGUAUUCAGAUGUUUACAAUGCUUUAGCUUCUUCAUUCCUAGUGGAAAAUGUUUUGACCUGUUUGGUAGUAUCAACAAGACUAAAGAUGCACAAAAUCCUCCAAGUGUACCUGCAAGCAAUUUGCAAAAUCCUUCAAAUCCACAAGGCUCCAAUGCAAAUUGGUUCAAGUCUCUAUUUAAUAAGGGGAAAAAAGCUAGAGGUUCACCCGUUGAAUAUUCUGGAACUGGUUCUGCUGACCAGCAUAACUCAGCAUCAAUUACUUCAGAUGAGCUCACCUCACCUGGAAUUGGUCAUCCCAAAGGGCCUACACCAGAUAUUAAUCAUGCACAUGGAGGCCCGGAUUCUCUGAUUUCAUCAACGAAUGACUUGUCAUCUAUACAGUCCGGAACAAAAAGUUCCGGUGAUUUGAUGAAUGGAGUGCAGAGAGUUGUCCAGGAUACAGCAGAUUUUUGUGCUGUGAAACAAUUACUGGAUGGAAACUUUACGGUCAGUGAGGGAGAGGAAAAGAAUGCUUCAGAGGAUAUAAUAAGGACAGAUGAUAAUGUUGAAUUCAUGCCAUCAGUGAGCAUUUCCAAUGAGAAGGUUUCGAAAUAUGAGAGUGUUCCAUCAGCAGCUGCUACUACAACUGAAAUAAUUGAAGUAGCCACAGAAGAUGCCAUUCUGAAACCAUAUGAAGGGAAACCUGAAUAUCUUACUUCUUCAACUGCAGGGUCUCAAAUCCUUAAGGAUACACUGAAAGAUGUGGACAAGACACCAGAAAUUGUUCAAAAUGGUUAUUCCUCUUUGGUACAAGGAGCACAAUCACCAAUUCAAUCAUCUGGCAGUGCAAUACUUGCAACUGAUGUAGCUAGUAGUAAACAAAAUUCUAUGACAGAUGCUAUCUUUCCAUCAAAACUAGAAUUUACAUUAAUUGACAAGGAAAUAAGUCCUCCUGCCAGAAAAGAAAAUGAAGGUGGUGAUGUGAUAGUUAAUCUUGAGGAAGAAGCAUUUGUACCCACAGCAUCUCAUACAGCAGAUGAUAUUCCAGCUGAAAGUGCUAUAAUAACUGAAUUACCAACUCGAGAACAAACUACACAACCAAGAGAUGAAGUUGGUGAACCAAAAGGGUGGGAAAUACUUAAAAGCAUUGUGUAUGGUGGUUUAGUUGAGUCAAUCACAAGCCUAGGAAUUGUGUCAUCUGCAGUUAGUUCGGGUGCUACCCCAUGUAAGUUUCUCUCUUCCUUUAGGUGGCUUAGUUAUGAUCUUUUCAAGAAUGAAAAUAAGUUAACUGGAUAA